CGGAGCGGCGCCGAUCGCUGAGUCGAGGCGUGAGGGUGGGCCUGGAACAUCCGUUGACCAACACAGAGCUGGCAUGUCAUCUGGUCGUCCCAUUAAGUGUGUUGUGGUUGGAGAUGGCACAGUUGGGAAGACAUGCAUGCUGAUCUCCUACACCACAGACAGCUUCCCAGGAGAAUAUGUGCCCACCGUGUUUGACAACUACUCAGCGCCCAUGGUGUGUGAUGGCAUCCCUGUGAGUCUCGGCCUCUGGGACACGGCUGGCCAGGAGGACUAUGACCGGCUGCGGCCUCUGUCCUACCCCCAGACAGACGUCUUCCUGAUCUGCUUCUCGGUCGUGAGUCCGUCCUCGUUCGAGAAUGUCACAACCAAGUGGUGCGCCGAGAUCAAGCACCACUGUCCGGAGGCGCCCGUCAUACUCGUCGGCACCAAGAUUGACCUGCGGGAGGACAAGGAGCAGCUGCAGCAGCUGUCGGAGCUCGGCCUGUCGCCCGUCAAACGGGAGCACGGCCAGAAGCUGGCGCACAAGAUCAGAGCUGUCAAAUACAUGGAAUGCUCGGCGCUGACCCAGCGCGGCCUCAAACAGGUGUUUGACGAGGCGGUACGCGCCGUGCUGCGGCCGGAGCCGGUGCGACGGCGCCAGCGCAAGUGCGCCGUCAUGUAGCGGCCGCUCCGAGGAGAGACGGACCCGCUCUGCCGGGCGCCGGCCCUCCGUGCCGCCGGCCCCGUUCGUUCUCCGCAGAGUAGCUCCGCCGCGUGCUUCCAGCGGGAGCCGGGGAGCCGCGCUCGGCACCCACCGCUGCCCCGAUCUAGUCGCUGCCCGGUGCGCUGCCGCCCGGGCGCAGUGGGCAGCUGCCCGGUCCGAGUCAGGCCGGCGGGCUCUGGAAUCAGACGGACUCCCGCAUUACAUGGUUCGGUGGAGUCUGUUCUACAUGUUCCGAUACAAUUCGUGCGCUGUGUAAUCGGACGGCUUGUGCUCCCUGAUCAUGUGGAGUGUGCUCCUCGAUCACAUAGUACAUAGUGUGUUCCGCGAUCAGUUGGUGUGAGCGCUGAAGUUUAUGGAGAUGUGUUCUUUGGGAGCGUGAACGCAAGGGCUGAUUGGAGUUUGUGCUUUGUGUGUGUGCCUGUGGUUGUCUGGACAGCUCUGUCUGUGCUAAGUAAGAGAGCUGAACUUCUGUCUGCAAACUGCUACAGUUUGCACUCGGCAAAGAAUGGAAUGCAUGCAAGACAUGACUGAUGGCUCUGAUGAAGUUAUAUAGCUAAUCAGCACAUCCCACCGAACCUUUGCACGAUACUUCUUCUAUAUAUGUAUAUUUUUAUUUCGUCAAGUGGGCCUAACCUGUCGUUGAUGUACACUAAUCCGCCAGCUUCGGGGGGCCAGCGGCGUGAAUGAGUUGCCUGGCACGCGCUCGUCUCGCGUGCGAUGUUUGACGCGUCAACGGCCGCUGCGGCGUGCCGAGGCGUGCCGCGCCCCGGACGCGCGCUCUGCACGAUCUCUGUCCGUGGGGGAUGCAGGGACGUCGGCUCCCUUGUCCAGUCCAUAAUUGGCGGGGUGUGUGCGGCGUGGACCGAGACUCCAUCGUCCUGCUCUCUUUCUGAGGUUUAUUUGUAUCCGUCAGAUGUGAUUAUAAUCGACAUUUGCUUUGUCUACUUACGCAGUGCCGGAAUAUUUGUGGGUCACAAAAGGUCGUGAGGAGUACAGACUUUCUAGGAGUAUGAUUUUUGACUUUUUGUACUUUUUACCGCAAUAAACAUACCGUGCACCGGG
Pollicipes pollicipes is the source of this 1765-nucleotide messenger RNA. RefSeq names its product ras-related C3 botulinum toxin substrate 1. Gene Ontology annotation, biological process: small GTPase-mediated signal transduction. The record is from RefSeq and is a predicted model, not a curated record. Bases 74 to 661 code for a protein of 195 amino acids. Lineage: Eukaryota; Metazoa; Arthropoda; Thecostraca; Pollicipedomorpha; Pollicipedidae. The transcript is spliced from 6 exons. Gene Ontology annotation, molecular function: GTPase activity; GTP binding.